ACGGUCGCACCCGCCCUUAACGACCGGCUGCGCUGCGCUGCGCUGCGCGCGGGGGUGGGGGAGGGUCUGACAGGAGGAGGGCGGCGGCGGCGGCGGCUCCGACACCGACACCGACACCGGGGAUCAUGAGGCAGGCGCUGGUCGACGACACCGAGGACGUGUCCCUGGAUUUCGGCGCUGAGGAGGAGGAGCUGGCGCUGAGGAAAAAUAGGAUCAGGCAUCCACUAGCUACAUUUUUCCACCUGUUUUUCCGUGUAAGUGCCAUCAUUACUUACCUCCUCUGUGACUGGUUCAGCAGAAGCUUUGUAGCCUGUUUUGUGAUGAUACUCCUCCUCCUGUCCUUUGACUUCUGGUCAGUAAAGAAUGUAACAGGAAGACUACUAGUCGGUUUACGCUGGUGGAACCAGAUUGAUGAAGAUGGAAAAAGCCAUUGGCUUUUUGAGGCCAAAAAGACUAGCCCUAAGAAUAGAGCUUCAUCUACUGAAGCAGAAGCUCAGAUCUUCUGGCUUGGACUGAUUGUCUGCCCCCUAAUAUGGACAGUGUUUCUCUUCAGUACUUUGUUCUCCCUGAAGCUGAAGUGGCUGGCCUUGGUGAUAGCAGGACUUUCUUUACAAGCAGCUAAUCUGUACGGAUAUAUCCGCUGCAAGCUUGGAGGCAACAAGAACGUCACAAAAGCGGCUUCAACGUAUCUAGGCCAACAACUCUUUCAAAGGACACUUUGGGCCAACAAUGAUGGGAAAAGAAAGUCCUUCAGAUAAGUUUUGUUUGGUUCCAUGGAAAUUAACCUAUUGCAUCGACCAAAUGGAUUUGUUUCUAAAUCAUUCAUAGUAGCUAUAACUGCACAUGUUCUGAAUGGGAAUGUAAUUGAUAAAUCAUCUGUGAAUGCCAAGAGUAGAGAUGUAAGCUAAAGAUAGUUUAUUUAUGUUGUAAAUUUUGGAAAACACUUUGUUCUGAAAGUACAGUGCCUUGCUCACCUUUUGAGGUCAGGUUUAUUAAAAUGUCAACAUACAAUUUCAAUGUAUAAUAAAUUACUUUACAUGA
Messenger RNA from Carcharodon carcharias (great white shark), 1041 nucleotides. RefSeq names its product Golgi apparatus membrane protein TVP23 homolog A-like. The coding region runs from base 126 to 758 and encodes 210 amino acids. Gene Ontology annotation, biological process: vesicle-mediated transport; protein secretion. The transcript is spliced from 7 exons. The record is from RefSeq and is a predicted model, not a curated record. Gene Ontology annotation, cellular component: Golgi membrane. NCBI's taxonomy places the organism in Eukaryota, Metazoa, Chordata, Chondrichthyes, Lamniformes, Lamnidae.